Rhipicephalus sanguineus (brown dog tick) is the source of this 2504-nucleotide messenger RNA. It is a transcript of the gene Npl4, whose product is annotated as nuclear protein localization protein 4 homolog. Gene Ontology annotation, cellular component: nucleus. Gene Ontology annotation, molecular function: ubiquitin binding; ubiquitin protein ligase binding. The coding region runs from base 177 to 1985 and encodes 602 amino acids. The transcript is spliced from 13 exons. NCBI's taxonomy places the organism in Eukaryota, Metazoa, Arthropoda, Arachnida, Ixodida, Ixodidae. Gene Ontology annotation, biological process: ubiquitin-dependent protein catabolic process. The record is from RefSeq and is a predicted model, not a curated record.
GCUCGCCAAACAUCUGCGUCCGAGGGCAUCAAACAUGGCCGCAAUGGCAACCGGAGGCAAAAGAUGAAAUUCAUCGUGUUCGCAUUGCCGCGCCGCAUCUGAUUUCGUCUUCAUUUACUCGAGGGGGUAGACCGCAGUGUUUUGCAGGCGCAGUGCCGGAUACCCAUUCAGCAAAUAUGAUACUCCGUGUUCAGUCUCCCGAAGGUACGAAGAGGGUCGAAUGUGAAACGGGUGACACAGCGGCUGUUCUUUACAACAAGAUACAGAGUGCCUUCAACUUGCCCGAUCUGAUGUGUUUCACCGUCUACAAGAACAGAGAAAAAUCGACUCCCGUUCCCCUGCAAAAUACCCGGCUGUCCACGCAUGGUUUCAAACAUGGUGACAUGCUGUAUUUGGUGCCCACGAACCAGGCUGCGCAAGUCAACGCUGCCAAUGUCGGCAAUGGCACCUUAGAAAGGAACGCCAGCCCCUCUCCGGCCGCCCCUGCCCCCGUCACCGAAGACGAGGUGGACGUCUUUCUGUCCAAACAGUCCGGCCUGAUCGACCGACCUCGCGAUGACAAGCUCUGUCAUCACGGGGCCAACGCAAAAUGCGUCCACUGCACCCCCUUGGAGCCUUAUGACGAGAACUACAUGCGGGAACACAGCAUCAAGCAUCUCUCGUUCCAUUCAUACCUCCGCAAAAUCACUGGUGGCCUUGACAAGGGCAAGUUUGCGGGGCUGGAGAACAUCAGCUGCAAGCUGCGCGCGGGCUGCCGGGACCACGCGCCCUGGCCUCGGGGCAUCUGCACCAAGUGCCAGCCCAACGCGCUGACGCUCAACCGGCAGGUGUACCGGCACGUCGACAUGGUCAUGUUUGAGAACCCGACCAUCGUCGAGCACUUCCUGGACUUCUGGAGGGAGACCAUGCACCAGCGGAUAGGCUUCCUGUACGGCCGGUACGAGGCGCACAAGGACGUGCCCCUGGGCAUCCGUGCCACUGUUGCCGCCAUCUACGAGCCCCCACAGGAGAGUACGCCAGACGCAAUCAAAUUGCUGCCUGACGAGAAGGAGCAGCUUGUGGACGAGCUGGCAUCUCGGCUUGGACUGGUUCGCGUCGGCUGGAUCUUUACCGACCUUGUGCCCGAAGACCUUCAAAAGGGAACUGUAAAGCACCUCAGAAACAUUGAGUCGUGCUUCCUGAGCGCUCAGGAGUGCAUCAUGGCGGGCCACUUCCAGAACAGCCACCCAAAUCCCUGCCGGCUCUCACCCGACGGAUACUUUGGCUCCAAGUUUGUCACCGUCUGCGUCACAGGUGACUCUGAGAACCGGGUACACAUGGAGGGUUACCAGGUGUCCAACCAGUGCAUGGCGCUGGUGCGGGACAACUGCCUGGUGCCCACGCGCGACGCCCCCGAGCUCGGCUACGUCCGUGAGUCCUCCAACGCCCAGUACGUGCCCGACGUCUUCUACAAGUACACCGACUCGUAUGGCAACGAGGUGACCCAGAUGGCACGGCCACUGCCCAUCGAGUACCUGCUGGUGGACGUGCCCGUGUCGACGCCCAAGGACCCCAAGGAGCCGACGUUCUAUGCGGCACCGGGCAAGCGGCACUUCCCCGUCGAGAACCGGCUUCUCGAGGGUCACAUCCAGGACCUGGGCGCUGUGGCCAGGCACCUGUCCCAGUUCACCGCCAACAACGCCGGCAGCGAGAACGUGCUCGAGGCCUUCUCAGACUUCCACCUGCUCCUGUAUCUCGCCUCGCAGGACAUUGUACCACUAAGGGAGACCAUGGUGCCCCUUUUAGAUGCAAUUCGCACGAAGAACCGGGACAUGGCCCGACAGUGGACGACAAACGACCACUGGCAAACAUUCGAGCAGAUCUUACAAGGUACCGGCUCGGAACACAGGGAGGGGGCCUCGGCCGCGUCGUGGACGUGUCAACACUGCACCUACCAGAACACCAAGAGCGGCAACACGUGCGAGAUAUGCGGCCUGCCACAAUAGGGAAAAAAACGUUGUCGGCUGCAUUGCGAUUGCUUGGACUCCGUUCUUUCUUGCUCAUUCUUAAAUCUUCCUCUCACACUCAAUUAUGUUCUCGCUCUUUUUUUUUUCUUUCUCCCAGAUUUCUCCGCUACAGUUUCCUUUUACGUUUCUGAGAAACAAAAGCCCUGUCCUCCGAAAAAAAUCGACAGACAGUGCGUGGCACGCUUCGUAAACGCUGCGUCUUGUAAAGGAACCCCUCGACCGAACAAGGAUCGAUUAUUUAUUCAAACUCCGUUCAAAGACGUUUGUUUUUGCCUGUGCCUUUUCUGCAUGUCUUUUCUUUACCCUUUUUUUUUCUGGUCGUUGGUGCUGAGGCAUUAGUAGCUUUUGGCUACCUCUGCCAUUCUGGCUCGCCCAAGCUGGCACAGACACUUGCUGUGAAAAAUAUAAAGAACGCAAUCAUGUUGCAGGAACUGAGUUGACGGGCGGUGCGAAAUAUAAAAUAAAGGAUGCAAUCAGUGUGGCUGAAACAUUUAAGGA